This is a messenger RNA of Seriola aureovittata, 4466 nucleotides long. It is a transcript of the gene wfs1a, whose product is annotated as Wolfram syndrome 1a (wolframin). The record is from RefSeq and is a predicted model, not a curated record. NCBI's taxonomy places the organism in Eukaryota, Metazoa, Chordata, Actinopteri, Carangiformes, Carangidae. The transcript is spliced from 13 exons. The coding region runs from base 184 to 3348 and encodes 1054 amino acids. Gene Ontology annotation, cellular component: endoplasmic reticulum; endoplasmic reticulum membrane. Gene Ontology annotation, biological process: endoplasmic reticulum unfolded protein response; calcium ion homeostasis. Gene Ontology annotation, molecular function: protein binding.
GCUUCUGUGGUUCUUCUUCGCAGGCCCCGUUUCCUGUUCACCCAACUUCCAAAAUGUCCACAGUUACAGAACACUGUGGAGCAGAAUGGACCCCAGCAUGGAGAGCAUACACAACAUUUAAACUCAGGAGAGCAAUUUACUUUAUAUCCUGCGGAAAUCUGCUCAUUUCGUUACCAGGCUAAAAUGGAGAAGGAUUUCCCAUCAACACCCACACCUGUCAACACCCAGGGGUCAUGCCCUGUCCUGGAUGGACCCUCUCUUCCCUCCCCCUUACAGAUUCCUCCCUCACCCAUCUCCAGUGACCUCUCUGCUCCACCCUCUCAGCCCACCAAAUCUCCAUCCUCCACAGAAACAAUGACAGAACCCAGAAAAUCCUCCUGUUCCUCUCCACAAUCAGCUCCAACCAUGUCUAAACCAAAGGACCCCCCUCCUUCUUUAGAUGGGUCAAGGCCCUUAUAUGCUGCUGUAUCCUCUAAGACUGUUUGCACUAAACCCGCAGACAAAACACCACUUUUUACUUCUCCUAACCACUCUACCCCUCAAAUCUGCAAAACUUCAGCCAGCAUGGCCUGCGACACUCUGACAGUUUCCCCUCCCUCUACUUCCACCACCGCUCCCACCACGACUCCUGCAACUCCUUCCACCACCCCUGUGAAACGUACCUUUGCCUCCAUGGCCAAGAAGGUGAUACUACAUGAAAGACUUAGAAAAGCAGAGGAAGAGGAUGCCAAUGAUGAAGAAGAUGAUGAAGAACCAGAGGAGGAUUUGUCCAUGGAGCAGAUUGAGGAGAAAGCCAAAGCUGGUGAUGCCAGAGCUCAGACCCGGCUGGGUCAGCAAUACUUGAUUCUUGCUGAGGAGAAGGACGCGGAGUUAAACCAUCUCCUGGCUGUUAAUUGGCUGAUUAAAGCAGCUAAACAAGGAAGAAAAGGUGCAGCAAGAUUACUGCAGCGCUGUUGGAUCCAGAAGAAAGGAAUUACUCCAGAGAAUGAGGCUGAUGUGCGCAAGUUGUCCACAGAGAGUAAGUUUGAGCUGGCAGUACGUAAAGCAGCCAUGAUGAUGUACUUUAAACUCAACCCAGAGAGGAAGACCAAGGUGGCUAUGACUGAGAUGCUGGAAAAUGUCAGCCAGGUCAAUGCAGUGUCAGGUGGCACUGCAAGCAGGAUCCCUGGCCCAACCUCAAGCCAGACCCAGAGAGUGUUGGAAAGCAUGGUCAGCAAUGAGGCCAAACAGCUGGUGGACCUGGAUGAGUUUGUUGAGAUGACAAAACAGUAUGCACAAGGUAUUGUCCCCUCUGCAUCCCAAGAUGGCAACCAGGUUGCCAAGACUGAAUGCCCUACACCUCGCAGCAGUGGUCAGGAGAGGACUGAGUUGGUCCCGUCAGGAUACAAGAAGUCCUAUAAAAGAUCUUGGAGUUUGGGCCGGACUGGGAUGAUUCUGGGCACGAAGCAAAAAGCCAUGGACAUGAAGUCACGCCUAAUGAUGCUGGAGUACCCGCUGCACACCAUUGUGGAGAUGAAGGAGCACCUGGUCGACUGGGCAUCGCGGGCCGGUGUCCAGUGGCUGAGCACAAUCAUCCCCACCCACCAUGUCAACGCACUUAUUUUCUUCUUCAUCUUCAGCAACGUAACAGUCGACUUCUUUGCUUUUUUCAUCCCCCUGCUUGUCUUCUACCUCUCCUUCAUCUCCAUGAUCAUCUGCACAUUACGUGUUUUUCAAAGCAGCAAGACUUGGGAGAACUUCAGAGCCCUGACAUCUUUGCUGAUACAUUUUGAACCUGGGCUGGAUGUGGAGCAGGCAGAGACCAACUUUGGCUGGAACAACCUAGAGCCGUACCUCUACUUUAUCCUCUCCGUCUUCUUUGUCAUUUUCUCCUUCCCUGUAGCUGACAAAGGCUGGAUCCCCUGUUCGGAGCUCUCUACUGUGGCCAUCUUCUUCACUGCUGUCAGCUACAAGAGCCUCAGCUCCACUGCUGCGAUGUACGCACGCCAAGCAAUGGCCAUAGAGGUAGCAUCAUCUCUGUGUUGCCUGACCCAGUUCCUACCAGAGAACAUGACUGUGCUUCGUUUUCUGGGACACACCUUCGCCACACUACCACUAGGGGAGUCAGUGGUGCUGAAGAUCAGUAUCCCCUGCCUGCUGUAUGUUUACUUGUUCUACCUCUUCUUCAGCAUGGCGAGGAUGCGUGGUUUCCGGGGGACUUACUGCUUCCUGGUUCCAUACCUCGUGUGCUUUAUGUGGUGCGAGUUCUCCGUCGUGCUCCUUCAGAGUUCCUCCGCUGUGGGUCUAAUCCGCACCUGUGUGGCCUACUUUCUCUUCCUGUUCGCGCUGCCUAUUCUGGCAUUUGGCCUCACCGCCAUGCUCUUCAUUCAAGUCUUCAAGUGGUUCCUUGAGCUGGAACUGACAAAGGUGAUUGUCACCCUGGUAGUGUGUGCGAUCCCUGUCACCCUGCGGCUGUGGACGCGGUUCAGCAUGUCUAUUCUGGAUGUCUUCCGCUCAGUGACCCACCGCGGCCCAGUCAAACUCAUCUUACUCUGUGUCUCCAUGGUGCUGUUGUUCUUCUCUGUCUACGUGUACCACGCAGAGGGGGACAAGGUGUACAACUCCACGCUGACUUGGAAGCAGUACAGCCAGGCGUGCGGGCCUCCUGCCUGGGAAAUCAAAGGCAUGGCCCAGACACAGAUCUUCUGUAGCCACCUUCAUGGACACAGAGUCACUUGGGUUGGGAGUUUCAAGCACGUCCGUGUGGCUGAGACAGAGAAUGGGGCACAGUCGGUCAUUAACAUGUUGCCGGUAUUCAUGGGAGACUGGCUGCGCUGCCUGUAUGGAGAGAAAUAUCCCAAAUGUGAGCCAUUGAAUGCUACAGCAGCUGCAGAUUUGGCAGCCAAUUCUGCUUCAGCUACCAUUUCACUGCCCAUGCUGCUCCGAAUGCAAGAAGAGGAAGAGUUGUGUCAGCUCAAGGCUCUGGCCAAAUAUACUUGCCAUGUGAAGCACUUUGACAGCCACCGGUUUGAAGUGACAGUGGGCAUGAUCCGGGAUGGAGGGGUGGGGACAGAGGACCCUGCCAGGGAUAUAAUCCUAAUAGCCAGCCAUGAGUUCAGAGAGGUUCUGCUUAAUCUGAGCCCUGGUAAUAUGGUGGAGUUCAGCACCAAGCUGGAAGGCCGCCUUGGAGCCAGAGCCCCGGCCUUCGAGUUGAAAUCCAUCCACUGUCUGGACUGUGCUCCCUCAAUGUUGAAUAGAAGCAGGCAGGUGAAGAUAGAGAGAAACUGGAGACGCACAACAAUGAGAGCCCUGAAGUUUGCUUUCGAUUUUUUCUUCUCUCCGUUCUUGUCUGCAAAAAUCACUGCCUGAGAAGAAAGACAGCAACACAUAAAGCUGAAGUGAUAAUAACUGGCUUGAACCUCUUCAGGAACUCUUUUUCUUGUGAUGUGACGAUCAAGUUACUAAUGUAACUUAUAGCAGUGGUUCUUAAAGUGGGGUCCGGGGACACCCAUCGGUCCUUUAGGGAGUUCCUAGGGGUUCCCAGCAAAAAGCGGAGUAAUUAAUUCUCACUAUAAUUCCAUCCAUAAGUAACACAGUGACAGAAUGUAUGACUAUGUUGGUCAUUGGUUCCAAACACUUUCUGUACUAAAACAUCUCAAAGCAAAAAUGUUAUCAGGUGGGGGACCCUGAGCCAGAAUCUUAUCAAAUGAGGCUCUGUGGUCGAAGUUGUGUCAGUAGAGGGGUCCGUGAUAAAAAAUUUGAGAACCACUGAUUUAUAGUUUUGUUUACAAACUGAUAUGACAGGGAUCUACAGUGCAUGUUUAUGUACUGACAUUUCAACAGGGUGAAAUCUUAUAGGAAAGGAAUUUAAUAUUUUUGGUAGUACUUCCUGUUAGUGCAUGAGUUUACAAAGAUUUUACUCUUUCAGUUCAAGAAUGAUUCAGAUUCCAACAUUGAGCUUCAUUUUCAAAAGCCAGACAAACACAAGAACAUAUUCUUCAAUUUGUAUCCAUCCAUUUUUCAUUUUCCAGGUCUGUUACAGUGAACUGGUUUAACUUUGAUGGUGUUUAUAGAGAUGAUAUGCAAGGAAGCUAAUGUUGGGUGCUCAUCACUUCUGACUACCUAGAGUAACUGUGCAUUUCUUAAAAAUAAGAUAGUGGCAUUUUUAAAUAGAGUGAAAUUUAUCUUUUGUUGAGCAAUGUUGCUGCUGGUUUUGUACCGAGGAAUUUCUUACGUGUAUAGUUAAUAUGUUUGCAUGUACAGUAUGUGUAUACAUUUACGUGUGUAUACAUUAGUGCAAUUUUAAAUGUACUUUUACCCGUUUAUUUAUAGGUGUUCGAUAAUAUUGGUUGUGUGCAACCAUGAGCUUUUUGCUUUGUAGUCUUAAAAAGUUCUGGUCUUAAUCUUAUUUUUGAAUAUUGAUCAGAUUUUCCUGUGCCUUAAACUAUAUUGUACAUAAAAUGGCAUUUUGGAAAGCCUUAACAUAA